AUGGGUAAAGGACUCGCUAGCCUGAUCGGCUCGGGUAUCGGUUUCACCUCUGAAGCUAUCCACGCAGCCAGACACCGUAACAAAGGGUCCGUUUCAGGGCCUGACUCUGGCUCUGCUUCUGGCUCUGCAUCCGCUUCCACUUCUGGAACCCCUCGUGGUUUCUCUGCUGAUACUACUCCCACUCCUCCUCCUUUCCCUACCAGGGACACAGACAGCUCCGACCGAUCUCGAGACUUGGGGAAUGAAGACGAGCUCCCUGCAUACUCGACUGGCGCAGGCUCAAAUAGUAGAUCUGUUGAUCAAUAUGGCUACCCAGCUGAUGAAAAGCAUCGCUACGAGCCCGGUUCCGAGUCUGGCGACGAGUAUGAAGAGGCACUCUAUAAUGAAGAUAGGGCACGCGAGAUGGGCGGAGAUGAGGAGGCCUGGCAACUCGACGAGAUGUCUGAGGCACUGCCCUCGUACGAUGACCUAGAGCGCACCCCCGAAGGCACCCCAGGGCAGCUCCCUAGGAGGGACACCGAGAAUGACCCUGACGCCAUUCAAGAGGAUGAUUCUGAAGAUACAAAGGAAAAGAAGACAGCUCGUAUGAUUCGCGAGCUGGUGUCGAUGGCCGGACCCCCCGGACCCAAGACAAAGCUUCCUUUCCCUGUGAUCAUUCCCCAGCGCCGCCCUGGUGCAAAGAAGCGUGGAUUUGUCCGUGCAUAUGCUCCUGUGUUGCAGGAUUGUGGCAUUGGUCAGGAUGUGUUCUUGAAGUUCAUCAGUGACUUCCACAAAGCCAGUCAGGCUUCAAUGUGGCUUCAAGUCAUCGUUGUUGGAGCCAGCAUCACUAGUUGGUCCCCCAGUCUGGCUGUCUCUCUGACCGCUGUUGCCGUCCAAAUCCUUGCAGACACGGCUCAGCAGUUCCAAAUCCGCAAGCGCACGACCAGCUACCUUGACGUGGUCAACGAGCAGGUCUUCAAGCCUCGCGGCCAGUACGCUAUGAUCAUGAAGUUCACUGAGAAGCCUCUCAAGCCCAAGAAGAAGAAGAACGGCUCGGCAGCCUCCGACCCCAUUGCGGACAUGUUCAACAUGGAGCAGAUUAAUGUGAAUGGAUCGGGCGUCAGACAAGAGGGUGACCCCCAGGUCGGUUCAGCACCUUCCCAGGAAGACUUCAAUGCCGCCGAGACAAUUGCAAAGUUCACCAACACCGAGGAUCAUCCCGAGAUGAAUGCUUGGAAGACCCGCAUGAAGGGUUACAGACUACAGAGUGGCGAGACCCGUGGUCAGAUGCAGCUUCCAGAGUCUGCACCAUUGAUCUACCCCCGUAUUGACCGAGCUGCUCAGCGAGUACGGGAGGGCAAGGAGGCUAAGGGUGCGUUCGCGAGCAGCCGAUCAUGGGCUUCUGAGUACAUCGAUAGAAGACGGCAGAUUGAAUUCGAGGCGGAUCACAAGGGCUCUGCUCUGGCUGUUACCGAGGAGAACCGCAAGCCGUACACUUCCCGCUACAAUGAUCCCAACCACCCGGCAAACAGUGGAAAUCUCAUCUCCACUCUAACUGGUGGUAAGAUUAACCCUAAGCACAAGCCAAGUCUGUUUGAGCGGGCGGGCUCUGCUAUCAAGGAGCGGGAUGACAGGAAGCGGGCUCUUCAGGGUCUACCCCCAUCUGAGACAUUCAAGGAGAAGAUGGCCAGAAAGAAGAAGGAGAGUGGAAACAGGUACAAGCUUCUUCGGGAGGAUGUUUUGUAUCUCAUGAUCGUCAACAUGCCCACUCCACAGGAGUUGGAAGAAGCAGUUGCCCGCUUGCGAUACAUGGUGGAGUUAGAGAAUGCUGAAAAGGAAGCGGCCAAGCAGAAGUAA
This is a messenger RNA of Penicillium verhagenii, 1836 nucleotides long. RefSeq lists its product as uncharacterized. The transcript is spliced from 3 exons. NCBI's taxonomy places the organism in Eukaryota, Fungi, Ascomycota, Eurotiomycetes, Eurotiales, Aspergillaceae. The coding region runs from base 1 to 1836 and encodes 611 amino acids. The record is from RefSeq and is a predicted model, not a curated record.